Messenger RNA from Capsicum annuum, 3301 nucleotides. Its product is annotated as LEAF RUST 10 DISEASE-RESISTANCE LOCUS RECEPTOR-LIKE PROTEIN KINASE-like 2.1. The transcript is spliced from 3 exons. Gene Ontology annotation, molecular function: polysaccharide binding; ATP binding; protein kinase activity. The record is from RefSeq and is a predicted model, not a curated record. NCBI's taxonomy places the organism in Eukaryota, Viridiplantae, Streptophyta, Magnoliopsida, Solanales, Solanaceae. The coding region runs from base 783 to 2747 and encodes 654 amino acids. Gene Ontology annotation, biological process: protein phosphorylation.
CAAUGUCACUUUUUCCGUCAUUUGUAUUUUGUGGUAUGUUUCUGUACCUCCUUUCAAGAGUUGGUCGCUGAUCAAGUUCCCAACUCUCAGCUUCUCUGCUAAUUUUAUUUUGCUUCCUUUCCUUCCAUUAAAAUUUAUCUGAAGUUCACCAAUGAAGUUGAAACAGCAUAAAGUAUGUGAAAUGUAGUUGGUUUUGUUCCACAUAUCAUUAUUGUCAACAGUCUUAAUGAAUCACCAGCAUACAAGGAGACAGGUGAAUUCGGCGAUGGUUCACUGCGUGUUGGAACAUUUGCUACAAGUUAAGAUAAAUCAACCUACUUAUUGAUUAUUGACUAGUAAGCUCGAGAGAAAAUGAACACCUCUUAGUCUUUGGUAUAGCGUAAUUUAGCCGUCAAAGAAAAUAUUUCUUUAGCGUUUUGGUUGUUCAAAUUUUACCGUUUUAUCUAAAAUCUUCACCAAACAGAAGUCUCAGGGAUUUGGUCUAGUUAUAAAUAAGAGUGAUAUAUAAGUUCAGCGCGAGACACAAAAAUUGUUUGAUGUCCGAUUUGGAAAAUUAAGAAAAAAAAAGGCUGCUAAAGCUUCUGGUGUGCACGCAUUCCGAAGAAGGGCGAGGGACGUGCCAAGAUUCAAUGCUUGCUUCAACUUUGGUCGUUGGAACUUGAUAUGAAAGAUCGGUCAAGUUGGAAUGGGCCGUCUUUCUUUGACGAGGUUGAAAUCUGAAUAGUAGUUUUUUAACUUAUAAGUCAAAAACAAGAAGAUUGAGGUGAACUUGCUUGAAAAAGAUGCACUCAACAGUUGUUCUAUUUAUCAUUCUAUGCCUUCUCCAUAUGCCCAUAUCUCUCUGUCAAGAUGAUGCGCGAUUCAGAAGGUGUAGGGAGCCGUUUCGCUGCGGCAACAUGAAUAGAGGUUACCCUUUCUGGGGAGGGAGCAGACCAGAGUACUGUGGUCAUCCAAGUUUUGAGAUCAACUGCGAAAAUAACAUCCCCAAAAUUGUUAUUACAUCAAUCACAUACAGAGUGAUCGCGAUCAACACUCCCAAUCGAAUAGUAACCUUGGCAAGAGAUGAUUUACUGAGUAAUAUUUGUUUGGACAAACCUGAGAACACCUCCUUGGAUUUUAAUCUUUUCCGCUAUGUUUCCAGUGACCAGAGUAUUGCUCUGUAUUACGGCUGCACCCUCCUCUCUGGUUCGCAAACGCCAACUUCUCCAAAUGUGUUCACUUGCAGUAACAACACAUUUGGUGUAUACACCGUGAUUGAGGUUCCUUUCGACUUCUCUAGAGUGAGAUGUGAGCACCAAGUAGUUACUAGGGUCAAUCAAACGAGUGCUGUGGCAUUAGCCAGUGGUACAGCUUCGAAGGAAGUUCUGAGAACAGCCAUUGCUGGCGGUUUUUCAGUAAAUUGGACGGAAAGUACUGAUUCUACGUGCCAACAGUGCGUCAGGUCAGGUGGAAUAUGUGGAUCCAAUCCAGAUACUGCAGCCUUUGCUUGCCAUUGUGUAAAUGGCACUCGUCCAACCGACUGCAACAACGGACAAAACCAAGCUGGCGGUUCAGGAAAAAGGUUUAGCAUUUUGAAGAAAGUUGCAAUAGGUAGCUCAGCUGGUAUCGGAGGGCUGGUCCUAAUAUCAGUUUCAAUGAUCUAUUGCCUCAGAAGUAGAUGGUCGCGCUGUAAGCCACUGAUUUCCUGGAAGAUUGAAUCACAAGAUCGCAAAAUUGAAGAAUUUAUGAGAAACUACGGAUCUCAGGCUCCAAAGCUAUACAGCUAUUUGGAUCUAAAGAAAAUAACAGGCUCAUUUAGCCAUAAAAUAGGACAGGGUGGCUUUGGUCAAGUAUACAGAGGGAAGCUACCUGAUGGUCGCGAAGUAGCUGUAAAGGUCCUGACAGAAACUAAUGGUGACGGAGAAGAAUAUAUAAAUGAGGUAGCCAGUAUAAGUAGAACUUCCCAUGUUAACAUAGUAGGGCUUUUGGGACUUUGUUACCAAAAGCAUAGGAGAGCCUUAAUCUAUGAAUACGUGCCCAAUAGUUCAUUGGACAAAUUUCUCAACAAUGGACCGUCUGGCACAACUUGUCCCUUGGGAUGGACUACGUUAUACAGGAUCGCCAUUGGGAUUGCUCGAGGCUUGGAAUAUUUGCACCGAGGCUGUAAUACAAGAAUAGUGCAUUUUGACAUAAAACCUCACAACAUUCUCUUGGACCAAGAUUUCUGCCCCAAAAUAUCUGACUUUGGCCUCUCUAGAUUGUGCGAGAGAAAGGAGAGCAUUCUAUCAAUGUUGGGUGCCAGGGGAACUGCUGGAUACAUUGCCCCAGAAGUGUUCUCUAGAGCAUUUGGACACGUCUCUCACAAAUCAGAUGUCUACAGCUAUGGCAUGCUGGUUCUAGAGAUGGUUGGAGUGAGAAACAAUGUUGAAGUGAGCCAAACUAGUGAAGUAUACUUUCCACAUUGGAUCUAUGAACAUCUCGAGCUGGGGAAGGACCUAAGUCUACAAGGUAUCAUGAACGAAGAAGAUGAAGAAAUGGCAAGGAAGAUGAUUUUAGUUGGCUUAUGGUGCAUUCAGACCAAGCCUUUAGAUCGACCAGCAAUUGGGAAGGCAGUCGAAAUGCUGGAGGGAAGCCUUCACUCCCUACAAGUUCCACCAAACCCUGUCUCUUUUUUUCCAACAAAAUCCAUCCCUAAGUCGUUUACAUCAACAUCCACAAUGACCUAUGUAGGGAGGUUCACUUCUGGAGUCUUGUGUUCUUCCGAGUAAAAAACAAUUGAUGCUAGUUCGUAGGUAUAUUUUACUCUAAUUCAAACUAACUUGUCAAUCAAUCAGUGCAAUAGUAUCCCGAGGUUGAUCAGCACUGAUAAAGUUUUGGAGCAAUUAGGCUCACUUGAUGCAAGUGGUCAAAGAUAAUUGAGAGGAGGAGGCAGGAUAUCUGGUUCCGUGAAUCACAAAGCUAGCUUCAAGUUGUCUAAGCUGUAAUGUUUGCAAUGAUUUUCUCCAACAUGUGCCUGUUUAUGCGAACAAGGGAUGAGCUCUAACUGCAGUUCCUGUGAGUGUAAUUAUAUUGUAGGUGUAAAUGGUUAUCUGUGCCAUCAAGAGAUGAGGUCGUGACUGAAAAAAUAAAGUAGUCCAUGCCCUUUUUCCCCUGUAUAAUCAAAUGCAACAUUUUGAAGUGAAAAGCUUGUAGUUUUCUACUCAUAUGAGCUUCCAUACUUGUAUAUUAUGCAACAUGUUCAACUGCAGUGGCAGAAGCUCUUGGAUGCAUCAUCGCCCGCGUGUAACUGUUUGCUAAGGAAAUUCGUUCCAUAUUUUCGUCA